UGUUAUAAAAUAUUCAAUUUUGGUUGAAAAAUAUGCUUUCUGGCAACAACUAAGUGAAGCAAUUUGGAGCCAGCUUUUCAUGCAGUAGUACUUUUGAACUGCCUGGAACUGCAUAAAAAUAAUAAACCAAAUUUUGUCUGCUAGAUCAAACCAAACUUUUUAUUUUGCAAAAUUAUCGACAAGAAUGCUAGAUCUAGAAAUCUAGAUCUAGAAAACACACUUCUCUAUCUAGAUCUAGAUAAAUAAGAUAUAUCUAUACCAGUUUUUGUUAUUUAAAAUGGCACAACAAGAAGUAAGCCUGAGAUUCUUUUAUGUUCAUUUUGUGGGGGAUAAAAAGAAAAUGGCACACUGGCUUAUGGAUUUAGGAUUUUUGACCAACAGAUAUACCUGUCCUAAAUGUGGAAAAAAUAUGAUGUUGGUUUUAAGAAAAUGUUUAAAAGAUGGUGUUAUUUGGAAGUGUUCAUUAAGAACUAGAUCUAGAACUGGUCCUGAAAACCAUGAAAUGGAGAGAACAAUAAGAAAAGGAACGUGGUUUGAAACCAGUAAAUUAUCGUUCGACAAAAUGCUACUAUUAACCUUUAUGUGGAUUACACAAUGGAAUUGUGAUAGUAUAAUUGAAGAAUUACAAGCAAGUUCUUGUACUGUUACUGAAUGGACAAGUUAUUGCAGAAAUGUUUGUGUUCAAUUAUGUGUUAACGAAAGUGAAGUAUUAGGUGGACCUGGUGUUACUGUUGAGUUUUAUGAGUGUUUAUUGGGAAAAGUAAAAUUGCCUAAAAACAAGCGAAUUGAAGGAAAGUGGGUAUUUGGAGGAAUAGAACCAGCAACUGCUAAAUUUUUCAUCUGUAUUGUGCCCCACCGCAGCACUGAUGCCUUAGUAAAGGUUCUAAAAGAAUGGAUAAAACCCGGAACUGUUGUCCUUGGUGAUUGCUGGAACACAUACAAUUGUUUGGAGGAUGAUGAGUUCACACAGCUUAGAGACAAUAGCUCUAUUGAAUUUAACAGUCUGUCCGAAUCCCAGUUAGAUGCUCCUGAAGCUUAUAGUAAAUGGAGUGAAAUUAAAAAAAGCCUUAGCUCUUGUCAAUUUAAUAUCCACUUUUUUGAAUACAUAUGGAGACAAAAGCACAAAAAUGAUCCUUGUAUGUUCAUGUCUUUCAUGAAUGGUGUUACAAAUGUUUUUCCACCUAAAAGCCAUGAUUAACAGGUUAAAAUUUUUUCUUUUUGCUGUAUUGUAAUGCCAAGAAGAUUAAGAAAUACUUGUAGUAUAUCUCAGUUGUUUGUGAGCUAUAAAUAAACAUGAAAAACAUGUGCUGUAGCAGUAGGCUACUUGAUUUUAUUUACAAUUAAGUUGCUUUAUUUAUUUUUCUUCUCUAUUGAAAUGUUAAAAUAUAUAUAUCAUGCUAUUGGUUUUGGCCAACAUGUAAAAGGUUUGUUCAUUAAAAUAUUGCUUUAACUUGUUUAGUUUAAGUUCUUAUUUUGAUUCAACUUAAAUUUUGCACUUGUCCUUACAAUUAAGUUUUGUUUCCCAUGAUUUUUUAAAAUUACAAUUAAACUAUAUUAUUUUUAGUACUUUCUCUUUCUAUUAGCAAAAUUUCACUACAGGUUAUCUUCAAGAGGUUGUCCAGCAUUUAUUUUUCCUCAUCCUGAAGCAUUGAGGCAGAUUCUCUUUUUGAUAGGCUGGUCUCUAAGAUUGAGCCUACAUAGUAACACAAUCCAGCUCAGAUGGCUACCUAAUUUUAGGGGAUCUCUAGAGGCAACUGGGGAUUAAUCUGGUCCUGGAAUUUCAUUUUCAUAAUGGAUAAAAUGUUGCAUGUUCAUUGAAAUUUUAUUCAGUUGUAUUUACCAUAAAAUGUACAAAUACCAAUUUUGUUCUAAUAUUACAUACAUAUCUUAUUUAUUUCAUAUUUAAUUCAAAUUGUUCAUAUUAAGUGUAUUAUUUUGUUACAAUAACUUUCAGUGUAUUGAUUUAUAUACUACCACACAAAGUAUUUUUGUUAUUUACUCACACUCAUUUCCAGAUUCUUCAUACUUUAUGUCAUGUAUUUUAUAAACAAUUAAA
Messenger RNA from Physella acuta, 2056 nucleotides. RefSeq lists its product as uncharacterized. The record is from RefSeq and is a predicted model, not a curated record. NCBI's taxonomy places the organism in Eukaryota, Metazoa, Mollusca, Gastropoda, Physidae.